Messenger RNA from Eimeria necatrix, 612 nucleotides. RefSeq lists its product as hypothetical. The transcript has a single exon. Bases 1 to 612 code for a protein of 203 amino acids. The record is from RefSeq and is a predicted model, not a curated record. Lineage: Eukaryota; Apicomplexa; Conoidasida; Eucoccidiorida; Eimeriidae.
AUGGAGGCGCGCUGCUGCGGCGUGAGCGAGCGGUCCGUGGGCUGCUGCUCCGUGCUGCUGUGUCUGUGCUGCCGGCGCUGCAGCGAAGUGCAGUUUAACUGGUCAAGAAGGCGAAACUCCUGGCGUCUUUCUUUUUUCUACAGAGUGUUGGCGCUGGUGGCUUUGCUGGGGGCGCUGCUGACGCUGCUGCUGCAGCUGCUGAUCCGCAGCCGCAGCUUCUUCCGCAACUACCGCUGCGGCCCGCGGGCCGUGGGGCUCCUCAGCGUGAACUUCACUUUAACUAUUUGUUUGACUGCAGCAGCAGGCCUUUUCGCUGUGCUAAUGGCCCGGAUUUUGGCCAUGUUUGGCCGCUUUUCCGUGGCGGAGUUCGCGGGCCUGGGGCCCUGGUACGGGCGGCUGGGCUUUCUCUCCAAGUGGGGCCCCUGGGCGGUGGCUCUUAUAGCGGACUCUUUGCUGCUGCUGUCGCUGGUCAACAGCGUUUGGAUCUUUGCUGCGCCCCACGACUGGUGCAGCAGGAGGUGGAACCACGCCGCUGUUGUUGCUGUCGACAACUGCAGAAUCUGGUACGGGAGGCAACGCCUCCUGCCUCUCCACAGGUGCUCUAGGCUUUAG